Homarus americanus (American lobster) is the source of this 2317-nucleotide messenger RNA. Its product is annotated as venom phosphodiesterase-like. Gene Ontology annotation, molecular function: metal ion binding; nucleic acid binding; hydrolase activity. The transcript has 16 exons. Bases 22 to 2289 code for a protein of 755 amino acids. The record is from RefSeq and is a predicted model, not a curated record. NCBI's taxonomy places the organism in Eukaryota, Metazoa, Arthropoda, Malacostraca, Decapoda, Nephropidae.
UACUUAAACACGUAUCAAGGGAUGGACAGAAUCAUCGGCAUUAUCGCUGUCGUCAGUAUUGCACUUCUGGUGGCGGUGAUAGUGAAGGUGAGUGUGUCGGUCUCUUUUCCAUACCACACAGCGCCACCGCUCCCAGCAACCCUCCAGCCCGCCUCAUGCCCUCCUACUUACGACCAGCACCCCUUGGUGUUGGUGUCUUUGGAUGGUUUCCGGGCGGAGUACCUGACGAGGGGGUUGACGCCCACACUGCAGGCCCUGGCGGACAAGGGUAUUAGAGCCCCCUAUAUGAAGCCCUCCUACCCCACCAUCACCUUCCCCAACCACUACACCAUCGUCACCGGGAUGAACCCACCAGCACACGGGAUUAUGGCUAACAAGUUCUACAGUCCGGAGUUCAAGACACAGUUUCGAAUUGGCCGCCCCGAGAGCUUCAAACUUCGCUGGUGGGGAGGAGAACCUGUCUGGAAAACUGUAGAAAGACAGGGUAAGAAAGCAGCUACGUUCUUCUGGCCAGGCUCUGAGGUGGACGGCAACCAUCCCACCUACUGGUACUACUAUAAUGAAUCUCUUUCCUUUGAGUACCGCGUCGACAAGGUGUUGUCAUGGCUGGAGCUGCCCCCAGAGAGUCGUCCUGAAUUUAUCACUCUCUACAUGCAUGAACCAGACAACAUGGGUCAUGACUUCGGCCCCCACUCCCCUGAGUUGGAAAAAAUGCUCGUUCGUGUUGACUUGAUGGUGAAGCGUCUGGUGGAGGGGUUACAGGCACGCAACCUGUUGUCGUGUGUCAACAUGAUGCUGAUUGCUGACCAUGGCAUGGCAGAAGCCGGACAAGACAAGGCAAUCAACCUCAAUGAUUACAUCCCUAACAUCACUAACAGGACCCGGUUUUGGAAUGGUCCCUUUAGCAGAUUUACUCCUCUUGACGGUAAAGUAGCCACCAAGAGAAGUAUGAUGCAAGCCUUAGCCUGCAAGCGCCCUGAGUUGAGGGUCUAUGAGAAACAACUCCUCCCCAUCAGGUGGCACAUGGGUACUCAGAGUCGUGUGGAGGACAUUGUGUUGGACCUGGACCCUGGCUUCACUAUUGCCGGUGAUGCUUCCUACAAGGCCGAUGCUGGUGAACACGGCUAUGACAACUACUUCCCUGUCAUGAAUGCUUUGUUUGUCGCCCAUGGACCAGAUUUUCGCAGAAACACUGAGGUUGAGGCUUUCCAAAACAUUGAGUUGUAUAAUCUGAUGUGCCUCCUGAUGGGCGUGAAGCCUGCGCCCAACAACGGCACUUGGGGCGCCCUCCACCACAUGCUUGUCAACCCCCCUCUGUCACCUCUCCCUCCCUAUCAAGUUUUGCCUCCAAUAGCACAGCUGCCUACCAAGGAAGAGCUAUUAUUCCGUCUCUCAGAGGCCCAGUGCAGUGGAGACCAGUUUGAAUCUGAGAACUUGUUUGAGGUCCUGGAGGAGGCUCAGGAAAAUAUGCCAAAUAUUAUGGCUGAGCACCUGCCAUGGGGUGUCCCUCAGAGCCAGCACUCAUCUAUCUUGUUAAUACAACCAGAUUACAUAACUGCCUACGCUCCCCAUGUGAGGCUGCCCCUGUGGACAAGCUUUACUGUGUCCAGUAUUCACGAGACUAACAGGUACCCCCCCUGGAGAAGUGAUGUGAGACUGACACCUGAACAGACAGCGAACUGCCCGAGCUACGACUCUGUGACCUCUUAUAAUAUAACCCGUCAGCCGCUCUUCCCCUGUGAGUUCACCAGCAGGAUGGAUUACAACCAGUUGCCAUAUCUUAUAAGCAAUGCUGUGCCCUUCAGCAACCAGUUGACACAGCGUUGGCAGGAGCUCAAGGGUUUUAUCAACAAGUGGAUGGUGUUAUAUGGACCCUUGAAUAUUGUUACUGGACCUGUAUUUGACUACAAUGCUGACACCUUUGCUGAUGAUCUGACCACUUUCAGCCAAAGUGGAGGAUUGGUGGUGCCAACACACAUGUUCCUUGUAGUGAGUCGCUGUUUAGUUUUGGUGAACCACAUGGCAGACUGUCCUCACACUCAAGUUGACGCUCUUGCCUUUGUCUACCCACAGUAUCUCUCCAUCACCAACUGCUUAAAUCCUGCAAGAUAUGCCCAAGAAUUUAGUGCCAAGGUACAGGAUGUGGAGAAAAUCACAGGACUUAAACUGUACCCAAGUAUGCACUAUGAUGACCAGGUGAGGCUACAGGUGAGAAUUCAUUCUAACAUCUGGGGCUACGAGAGUUCGUGGAACAGACUCCGGAAUAAUGUCUACGAUCUUGGGAAAUAAAUAGAUGAUGACAAACCAGCUAAGAAGA